ACUCAACGAGGAAGACUGGUCACUUGACUAUGAUUUAAGUGGCUGUCAAUAUAAUUGGUAUCAGACGGGCCCUCUCAAAUACAAACCAGCUGUCGUGUAGCCAUUACAACUGCUGUUUAAUCUACCAGUCCAUAAGACUCUUAAAGAUAGGAGAACUAACUAAUAAGAAUCCAAUUAUGACGACAUCAGCAACAAUGGCGAACAGUUUUAACAUAUCCACAGAGAUGAUUGGAGGAAACGACACUGUGGGGCACAGCUACACCCUCGAAGAACUCAACGAUAAAUAUACUCAACAGAAAUUAGGAGGAAUAGUGUUUGUGACGCUGUUGAUGAUCACAGGAGUGAUAGGAAAUGCACACGUUCUUUACUUGUUUGCUUUUAAAUUUCCCAAGUCGAAUCAUCGUAUUUACAUCUUGUGUCUGGCAGUUCUGGAUAUGAUCACUUGCUCAAUUGGGAUGCCUUUCGUCAUUGUGGAUCUGCAAAACACUCUGACGUUUGAAUCAGCUAUUGUCUGUAAGCUGCUCCGGUUCUUAAACUAUUUCAAUUCCGGCGGGUCCGCAUUCACUUUGGUUGUUAUAGCAGUUGACAGAUACAAGAAAAUUUGCAACCCUUUGGGGAAGCAAAUGAAUGAACGCAUGGCCAAGAUCGCAUGUUCCAUCGCUUUAUCAAUAUCAUUAAUACUGGCAUGGCCUGCUCCCGUAUUGUACGGGAGGAGCACAGUUGAUACUCACGUCGAUGGAAUAACUGGAGUAGCUUGCUUUACAGAGGACAAAUUUAAGAAAACUAAAUAUCAGCUCUAUUUUAACAGUGUCUUGAUUCUAGUUGUUUUUGGAUCAUUUGUAACCCUGAUUGUACUUUAUUCCUUGAUUGGACAGCGAAUAUGGAAACAGGGAAAGGCAAGAUUGAAGAUGCUGAAUCCGACAAUACAUGUUAGUGCUCCUGUGGUCGAACCAGCAUCAAGCUCGAAUUCCGGUUCCGGUACGGAUAACUCUACAGAUAACACUUUGUCCGGGGAGGCUGUGAUGAAUACAAACGCAUCGAGUACUGCUGAGCUAACCAAGGCAGAACCAUUGCAGAGGACAGAAAAGGAAAAGUCACAGCAAAACGAGACAUCUAAAAAGCCCGGGCCAGGAAAGAGGUCAAAAAUCAACAAUGAAGCUAAGGUCACCGCGCGCGGUAACAAAACAAAGAAAACAACUCUAAUGCUUUUCAUAAUCACAGUUGUUUUCAUCGGAAGCUUUGCCCCUCACCUAGCACUCAAAAUAACAGUGUUCCUAAAUAAGAAAUUUCUAGAAAGCCGAACAUUUGCAGAGGCGUUCCUCUACCAUACAUUUGUCUGGUCGUUUUUUAUUAACAACAUGGCCAAUCCAAUCAUUUACGGAUUUUGCGAUCCUCGUUUCCGUCGAGAGGUCAGAAAUAUGUAUAGGAAAUUACUCCGUAAACAGUACAAGGCCAAUGUUGUUUAAUAGUACAUAACACAGAUCAUUUACAUGUACAAUGAUGUUCAGUAAUGGAGAUUUGGUUUUGAAAUUACGGCAAAUUGUGUGAAUGAUUGUAAUAACGUAAUACUGUUUUUAAUAAGAGGAAGCAUUAUCGUUUUAUGUAUGCCUGUUCCUUUGUUUUAUAAAGAUAGGUAAUGUACUGCCAAUAAUAACAAGGCAUCGCAAACGAUACAAAUCCCCUCGCGUGCUAACACAUGAACUCUGACGCUAAAUGGGGGGUGGGGUUAUUGCAGGACAUUGAAAUAACAUCAGUUGUCAUUUGCACUGAACUGCAAUAGACAUGGAUGGGCUUAUUAUGAGGCAUGGGCUCAUUGCCAGAUAAAUAUGGUAUAUAUUGUUAUGCAUUCAACAGUAUCUGGUUACGCAUCACACUAGCAACUUCAUUUCCUGAUAGUUAUUAUAAUUAUGUGUGUAUCUAAAUGCAUAUAUAAGCAUUUUCCUUUGUUCAGAAGGUUUAAUUGGCAUAGUACAUGAUUAUUUUCUUAUAUGGAGUCCCAUUCAAGAAAAAUACAGAAUGCAAUAUAGUCACAUGAAGACUAUAGGUGUCAAAUCCGUGACACGUUCAAGGUAUUCCCAUGCUGGACCCAUAUAUGAAGUUUGGUCAGGAUCCAUUCAAAAAUGAAGUCGCAACAACGCUGACAAAGAUUUUCUUUAAAUAGUAACGGUGAGCUUGACCAUAACCUUGGCGCCCUGAAACACGAACUUGUUUGAGGUAUUGCCAUGCUUGACCCAUAUAUGAAGUUUGGUCAGGAUCCGUUCAAAAAUGAAGUCGCAUUACAGCGCUGACAAAGAUUUUCUAUAAAUAGUAACGGUGACAUUGGCCUUGACCUUGGCGCCCUAAAACACGAACUCGUUUGAGGUAUUCCCAUGCUGGACCCAUAUAUGAAGUUUGGUCAGAAUCCGUUCAAAAAUGAAGUCGCAAGAGCGCUGACAAAAAGUGAACAUACGUACGUACUUACGUACGAACGGAACGCUAUACCCCUCCCCGACUUUCGUCGCGAGGGGAUAACAAUAAAAGCGAUAAAAACAACUACCACAGUGCAGGAAGGUCCGUGAUCUCGGAUGAAAAUAUAUACCGACCCAUGUAAGAAUCGAAUUUCAAUCUUCUUGGAUCUUCAUCUGUGAUAGUAUUUUCGACGCUCUACCGAAUGACAUAUCGCAACUUCUGUUAGAUAUGUUUAAGAAAUAAAUGCAGUAUCUUUCAACAUUUGUCCCUUUCAUGUUUAUAGAUAGGGUGAUCAUGCAUGUUCGUGCAUACAUUUGCGGUAGCAUGAUAAAGUGAUGGAGCGGCGUAGUGUUAAGUCCUUGUCUUUCACAUAUGAAACAGGGAUUCUAUUAAAAGAUAUGGGUGUCACCUAUUUGUCCACGUGGACAUUUCUAGGUACUCCGGUUUCCUCCAACAGUACUCGCUUAUAUAUAGGUCAUUAAGAGUGAUUAAUAUAACUUGACGUGUUGCAAAAUAAAUAAAGUGUAUAGUAUAGAAGCUAGAGUAUAUACAUUGCAGAACGUUUAACUCUAGAAGGACAUUUUUGAUCAAAUUGUACAUUUUAAGAUAUUGGUUCGCGCAAGUUAUUUUAUUUUAUGUAUUUAUCAAUUAUUAUUAUUAUUGUUUUGAGUUAUUGAAAAAUAUAUCUAAUUUGAGAUGGAUGUAUCAAAUGUUUUAUAAAAAUGAUUUCUUCAUUAAAAUGUAACCCAAAACGGA
Pecten maximus is the source of this 3204-nucleotide messenger RNA. RefSeq names its product RYamide receptor-like. The record is from RefSeq and is a predicted model, not a curated record. The coding region runs from base 177 to 1466 and encodes 429 amino acids. Gene Ontology annotation, cellular component: membrane. NCBI's taxonomy places the organism in Eukaryota, Metazoa, Mollusca, Bivalvia, Pectinida, Pectinidae. The transcript is spliced from 2 exons. Gene Ontology annotation, molecular function: neuropeptide receptor activity. Gene Ontology annotation, biological process: neuropeptide signaling pathway.